Molecule: messenger RNA, 471 nt
Organism: Sitodiplosis mosellana (orange wheat blossom midge)
Lineage: Eukaryota; Metazoa; Arthropoda; Insecta; Diptera; Cecidomyiidae
Product: thioredoxin-like
Exons: 4
Coding region: 1-471 (156 amino acids)
Source: RefSeq, a predicted model, not a curated record
AUGAGCGUACGUCUUAUUGAAAGCGAUCACGGCUUUGAGCAAGAAUUGGAAGCAGCUGGUGUUCGUUUGGUUGUGGUCAAUUUUAUAUGCGAAUGGUCCACCACUUCAGCUACUCUUGAAUCACACUUUGAACAACUAUCAAACAAAUAUCCACGAGCUAUUUUCCUAAAAGUUAAUAUUGAUAACUGUAAAAUCACAGCUAUAGCACAGUGUGUUCCGGUCCCAACGUUAUUCUUCUACAGAAAUAAGACAAAGAUUGAUCAUCUUCAAAAUGCCAACUUAGAUGAAUUGGAAGCAAAAAUCCAACUACAUAUUGGUUGUGAUAAUGCCGAUUCAGGUGAAGACCUGAAACAGGGUUUGAUGGAUCUCAGAGGGCUGAUCACGAAAAACCAGUGUGAAUGUUUGGGCGGAGCAGAUAAUUUUCCGUUGGAACACUUAUUCACGGACGGCAGAACGGUGGCAAUUCUUUAA